AUACUAGUUUAAUGGGGAGAGUGUUUUUCUUCUUUUAAAUAGGAUGUUAAUUACAAAGCUAUCAGACAUGCAUUCAAGGGAGGAAGUAAUGUUAAGAGAACUCAAAAGCACAUCAACUGCUGCCUGAGGACCUCCAUUUGGGAAUGGUGUCUGGUUCUGGAGAAGAAGAGGCUUUCUUACAAAAUAACUAUCCAGUCAAGACUUUAAGGUUUGAGAGGUCACUGGUGUCAAGGACCACGGUGGAUUGUAGUCACUAGCUGGAAGAACCUGUCAAAGCCUGUCGUGGUGAUAGUGAUUUGCGGGGGAGGAAAACCACGCCACAAAGUGCACAUCACUCACCAGAGAAACAAAAUGGAUGAGAAGUCUACCACCAGGAAAGGGUCAGGUUUCUGCUCAUUACGCUAUGCGCUAGCUCUCAUCAUGCACUUCUCCAACUUCACCAUGAUAACACAGCGUGUGAGUCUGAGCAUUGCCAUCAUUGCCAUGGUGAACAGCACACAGCAUCAGGACCCAGCUAAUGCAUCCACUGAGGGGCCUGUGAUGGACCUCCUAAGUAACCGGACCAGAGGCAUCAAGGACUUUAGUAACCGGGCUGCUGUUUAUCAGUGGAGCACAGAGACCCAGGGGAUCAUCUUUAGCUCCAUCAGCUAUGGAAUCAUACUGACGUUAAUACCAAGUGGAUAUUUAGCGGGGAUACUGGGAGCAAAGCAGAUCCUUGGUGCUGGGUUGCUCAUCUCAUCCCUGCUCACGCUGUUUACUCCACUGGCUGCUGACUUUGGAGUGAUUUUGGUUAUCGUCAUUCGCACAGUUCAGGGGAUGGCACAGGGAAUGGCAUGGACUGGUCAGUUCACAAUUUGGGCAAAGUGGGCUCCACCACUUGAACGGAGCAAGCUCACCAGCAUUGCAGGCUCAGGGGCAGCAUUUGGGUCCUUCAUCAUCCUCUGUGUGGGGGGAUUAAUCUCACAGGCACUGGGCUGGCCUUUUAUCUUCUAUAUCUUUGGUAGCAUUGGCUGUGUCUGCUGUGUCCUGUGGUUCACAGUGAUUUACGAUGACCCCAUCCAUCACCCAUGCAUAAGUGAGAGGGAAAAGAACCAUAUCACAUCCUCAGUGGCCCAGCAGUCUAGUUCUCCCAGAAGAUCCAUCCCCAUAAAGGCAAUGGUCAGAUGCCUGCCACUGUGGGCUAUUUUCAUGGGGUUUUUCAGUCAUUUCUGGCUUUGCACCAUAAUCAUAACAUACCUACCGACGUACAUCAGUACAGUGCUCCACGUUAACAUCAGAGAUAGUGGGGUUCUGUCCUCCCUGCCUUUCAUUGCUGCCUCAAGCUGUACAAUUUUAGGAGGUCAGAUGGCAGAUUUCCUUCUAUCCAGGAAUCUUCUCAGCUUAAUCACAGUUCGAAAACUCUUUUCAUCCCUGGGGCUCCUCCUUCCAUCCCUUUGCGCUGUGGCCCUGCCUUUUGUGACUUCCAGUUACGUAGCAACCAUUGUUUUGCUGAUACUCAUUCCUGGGACCAGCAAUUUGUGUGACUCAGGGUUCAUCAUCAACACCCUAGACGUUGCCCCCAGAUAUGCAAGUUUCCUCAUGGGCAUCUCAAGGGGAUUUGGUCUUACUGCAGGAAUCAUCUCGUCCACCACCACCGGAUUCCUCAUCAGUCAGGAUUCUGAAUCAGGAUGGAGGAAUGUGUUUUUCCUGUCUGCUGCUGUCAACAUGUUUGGUCUGAUCUUUUAUCUCAUAUUUGGACAAGCAGAAAUCCAGAACUGGGCCAAAGAAAGAACUCUCACCCGCCUCUGAGGAUAUAGGGUUGGAGAUCAACCAAAGUGCUGACCCUUAACAUAUUUUGCUUAUCACCAUUCUUUCUUUGUACUUAUGUCCAUAGACACAGUACUUCUCUAUUCUGGCUGGGUGCUAGCUUUUGCCAAAGAGCUUCAAAAACAGAUGCCCAGGCUACCCUCCAGAGUGAGUUAGUCUGGGGUGGAACUCUGGUGCCACUAAGUUUUAGACUUCCUAGAGUUUUUCCAAUAUGCAACUGUGGUUGAUAAUCGGUAGAGGAAUUGGAAGUCAAUUUUAGUUGCCUUUGGAUUUUCCUCUUUGGAAAGUACUAGAUGAAUAAAAUUAUAUCUGAAAUAAUCUGAUAAAUACCUUCAUUUAGACAGCUAGGAACACAGAGAAGAUUUUAUACGAAUUGUACUUUUUUAUUAUUUUUAUUUUAAAAUGUUAAUAAAAGGCAGGAAUUUUACUUUUAAGAUAUAAAACUCAGCAAAGAACAGAAUUGAUACCUAUAAUCAUAGAAUUAACUUUAUUCAUUUUAUAAUACUCCAGGAAGCAUGGGUGUCUAUACAGUUAGAUGCUGUUAAAAUAAACAUGCUAAGAUUAAACAGAGUACAUUAAAGCUAUGUAGAGUAGGAUUUUUUUCUAAAGGUGGAACAAUAUUUAUGAAUCCUAGCCAACUUCUUGGAGGUUGUGACCAGAAAACGAUGAGAAAAAGAUUCAAUGAAUGAGGUUAAAAUGGAAUACAGGAAGAGAUUGAAUAGAUACCAGAAAGGGCAAAGUGGACACCAAAACACUAUCAGAUUUUAGUCAUGUGGUGAAAAUAGAAACACUCUUAAGUGAACACCAGGGAAGAAAUUGGUAAGGGUAAAAUGGGCUUGAGAGAGGCUUGGGAGGAAAUUGCAUAAGAGGCAUUCACCCUGAAGUAGAGACUAUGUGACCCUCAUAUUCUCCCAAAUAGUCAUAUUCAACUAUAAAAUAAAAUACAGUAGUAAUUGGUUUGGGAUUUUAGUGUGUACCAUAUACUUUAAGGUACCUCCAUAUAGAUGGCUUAUUCUAUAUUUGCCUCAAUUUUCUCAGAAAAAGUAGUUUUUUAAAAUCAUAUUAGGAAUUUCAAAAUAACUGCAGGACAAGAACCUUUGAUUAAUUCAUAAGGGCAAGAGGACCUUCUAAUUAGCUUAGAUUAGAAGCAAGAGGUACUUUUGACCAGACGUUGUAAGGAUAACAGUUGAUGUCAGGUCCUGAAGGCGAUACUGAGAUAAUAACCCAUUGGUUCUGCUUUCCAAAUGUUUACAAUACUCAGAGAAAAUGAGUCUGUAGAAAACUAGAAGACUGGAAAGAGAGAGAUUACAUAAUAAAUUGGAAUGUUAUGUAUGAAGGGCGAGAAUGCUCAGAAAGAAGGAAUGAUUGUAGUCUGGGGGUUAAAUGGAGAGAAGGAAGAAAGAAGUGGAUAAGAGGAGAUAUGGGGAGAGACAGCUAUAACUAAGGGCCAUUUGAGGGGUCUUAUUGAAGCCUUACUACCAUAGAAGCUUCUUAAAAUAUAUACAUACAUGAAUAAAAUAAAUAUAAAUCAAAUCACCAAGAAAUGGAAGACAAAGCUCUAAUUAGGCAUCUGUUACUACCAAAUGAAACCUCUAGUGCUAGAGAUGGCUUACAUCUAAUUGAGUUGUUGGCUGGAUGCCCCAUGGAAACCCACAAAAAAACCAAUUGCCAAGGCCAUUGGUGACUCACCAGAAACUGAUGGUUAGGUCCUAUUGUUGAAGACAAUACCGCCAUUACUCAUUGAACACUGAAAAGUUAUACUGGUGCCCACUUAGAAACUUACUGACUAGUUCAUGGUUGAAGAAGGCACUCUUCAUGCUACCAGAGGAGAAAGAUAAGCACCAACUGAGCUAAAAACUUUGGAUCUACAAUAGUGAUUUGCUUCAACAAUAUGCUGGUAAAUAAUAGCAAAAAAGUUGUGGGAGUAACCAACUAUCUGACUGUAUUUAAGGUGGCUCACUCCACGAGAAAAAAACCCAUGCCUGAGAAUCCGAGACUAGAUAGGUCAUAGACCUGUGAGAAAGGCAAAUACUACUAUUCAGCAAGAGGAAUAUGAAAAUAAAAUUACCCCUAAUCACCUUCUGUUAUACUUACAGAUCAGUGUCUUGCUCAGCCAUCAUCAGAGAAACUUCUUCAUGUAGUAGGUGAGAACAAAUACAGAGAUCCACAACUGCACUAUGUUCAGAAAGUGAGAGAACUUGGAACACUCAUUACGGAUUGUCUCCGUAAAAUUCUUCCCAAUAGUGUUCAUGGAACUUUGGAAAAGUAGGGAGAAAGAUUUUAAGAGCUAAUGGGGAUGGAAGACCCCAAGGAGACGAAGGCUUUUAAAUACAGCAAGGCUGAUGUACAUAUGAACUCACAGAGUUUAUGAAAGCAUACCUAGUAUGCACAAGUCUAAGCCAGAUGGGGUACCAGCACUGAGAAGAGACAUGGACCCAAACCUCCAUCCCUCCACAGAAGCUGUCUCCAAUUGACAACCAUUCAAAAAGGAAAACUUUGUUUUCUCUAAUGGAGUCUUACUGGGUAUACAAAUUACACUUAAAGGCAGGCCCCAUGCGUAACAGUAGACAGCCAACACAAAAUCAAGUCAAUGGUAUUCUUGAAGGUUGUUCUUUGGUUUUGCUUUGUUGACUCAUAAUGCUUUGUUUGCUUUUUUUUUUUUAAAUAAAAUUACCUUACAGAUCUUUUGCUUAUA
Messenger RNA from Grammomys surdaster, 4501 nucleotides. It is a transcript of the gene Slc17a2, whose product is annotated as solute carrier family 17 member 2. Bases 352 to 1788 code for a protein of 478 amino acids. Gene Ontology annotation, molecular function: transmembrane transporter activity. The transcript has 12 exons. The record is from RefSeq and is a predicted model, not a curated record. Lineage: Eukaryota; Metazoa; Chordata; Mammalia; Rodentia; Muridae. Gene Ontology annotation, biological process: transmembrane transport; monoatomic anion transport.